Messenger RNA from Zingiber officinale, 2895 nucleotides. RefSeq names its product protein SCARECROW 1-like. The record is from RefSeq and is a predicted model, not a curated record. NCBI's taxonomy places the organism in Eukaryota, Viridiplantae, Streptophyta, Magnoliopsida, Zingiberales, Zingiberaceae. The coding region runs from base 279 to 2561 and encodes 760 amino acids. Gene Ontology annotation, biological process: leaf development; radial pattern formation; regulation of DNA-templated transcription. Gene Ontology annotation, molecular function: DNA-binding transcription factor activity; sequence-specific DNA binding. Gene Ontology annotation, cellular component: nucleus. The transcript is spliced from 2 exons.
AAAUAAAAAAAUCUACCCUGUUGCUUGUUCUUGUCCUCGAAUCGAAUCCGAGCGCGGGUGUCGCAACCCUCCCGCCGCUAUCUCCUUGUAGCAAUCUCGUCCGUGAGCACGCCCCGAGGCGAUGCGGUAGAAGUAGGUGGUGGAGGCCUGGAGGGUGGUGCAUGGUGCUGCUGCUGCUGUUGUAAUCUCGGCUGAAGCUACUUGUUGGCUUCCUCUCCUCCGCCGAAGCCCCGAAGUGGCAUGCGCCGAGCUGCUUCCCCUUGUUUUAUGUGACGCUGAUGGCCUCCACUUCCUUUCUCUUCUCCACUCCCCAAGCUCAUGCCUCAACGGACCGCCCUAACUCCAUCUCUACUACUUCUACUACAUCCUCUUCCUCCUCCUUUAUUAAUACCAACUCCCCAUCUGCUCCUCAAUCUUCCCUCUUCCUCUUGCCUUCCCAACAGCACUCCUACUGCCAGCAGCAGGAAGAGGAGCUGCUGCAACUACUGCUCUUCCAGCACCAGCAGGAGCAAGCCAAGAUGGUGAGGAAGCGCCUCGCGUCCGAGCUCGACUUGCAGCCUGACGACGCUUCUUGUGCGCCCUCUCGCCUCCCUCGGCGUUCUCCUUCCGCCGCUUCUUCAUCCGCGAACCCUCCUCCGCUCUUGGGGCAGUCGUCCCCUCUUCUCCUUCCGUCUCCCGUCGAUGCCACUUCCGUCCUGUUGCCUAGCAGCACUAGCUCGAUUCUUCCAUCUUUGUUGAAUCCUUCGCCGCUUAUGCCACUGCCGCUUCCACUACCACUGCCAGUGUGUGGUUUCUCUGGUUUACCGCUGUUUCCUCCGGAGAAUGAUCGGAUUGCUUUGCCGGCUUCAGAGACGGCGGCUGGACGCCAGUUUGCUUCUUCUUCGGCCGUUGGAGGAGGGGGCGGCGGGGUCGAUGAUGCCGGGGCUAGCACAGCUUUUGUGGACGGGAUCAUUCGGGAUAUUAUUAGUAGCUCCGCCGCCGGAGGGGAGGUUUCUAUACCUUUGAUAGUUCAGAGUGUCCGUGAGAUCGUGCACCCUUGUAACCCAAGCUUAGCAGCUUUGCUGGAGUUCCGGCUUAGAUCGCUUCAACCGCCGGCUCCGCCAUUGCCGUCUCUUCCGGCCACCUCGCAGUCGGCUCAUCAGCGGAGGAUGGACGCGAGGGAGGCUCUCCCAGUUACGGAGAUUGCCUCGCCGUCGCUAAAGCGGGGGAACCCCGCACCGCCCCCGUUCGCGUUCCCCGCGGUGGCUACUAGCAGCGCUGGAUCGGAAAAGCUGCAACCUGCACCGCUGCCUCAACAGCAACCACAACUACAACCGCAACCGAGCUCCACGUCGAUUUCGUCCGAUGAGGCUACGGCGGCGACGGCUGCUGCUGCUACUACUUCAGCGGCAUUGGCGGCGAGGGAAAAGAAGGUAGAAAUGGAGAAGAGGAAGCGGGACGAGGAGGGGCUACACCUGCUGACGCUGCUUCUCCAGUGUGCGGAGGCGGUGUCAGCUGACAACCUGGAGGAGGCAAACCGCCUGCUCCUCGAAAUCUCCGAGCUCUCGACUCCCUUCGGCACUUCAGCGCAACGCGUGGCGGCCUACUUCUCGGAGGCCAUGUCAGCGCGGCUAGUUAGCUCCUGCCUCGGCCUCUACGCCCCUCUCUCCACCGUGCCUCAUCGCCACCGCCUCGCUGCCGCCUUCCAGGUCUUCAACGGAAUCAGCCCCUUCGUCAAGUUCUCCCACUUCACCGCCAACCAAGCCAUCCAGGAAGCGUUCGAGCGCGAGGACCGCGUGCAUAUCAUCGACUUCGACAUCAUGCAAGGUCUCCAGUGGCCGGGCCUCUUUCACAUCCUCGCCUCCCGCCCCGGUGGCCCACCUCGGGUGCGCCUGACUGGCCUUGGUUCCUCCAUGGACGCUCUCGAGGCUACCGGCAAGCGCCUCUCCGACUUCGCCGAUACCCUCGGACUCCCCUUCGAGUUCGUCCCCCUUGCCGAGAAGGCGGGCAACCUCGACCCGGAACGCCUCGGCGUCUCCCGCUGCGAGGCCAUCGCGGUGCACUGGCUCCACCACUCACUCUACGACGUCACAGGCUCCGACACCAACACCCUCUGGCUUCUGCAGAGGUUGUCACCGAAGGUGGUGACGAUGGUGGAGCAGGACCUGAGCCAAUCGGGCUCGUUCUUGGCCCGCUUCGUGGAGGCGAUCCACUACUACUCCGCCCUCUUCGAUUCGCUUGGCGCCAGCUACAGCGAGGACAGCCAUGAGCGGCAUAUCGUGGAGCAGCAGCUGCUCUCGCGAGAAAUCCGCAACGUGCUCGCCGUCGGCGGCCCAGCGCGCACUGGCGAGGUCAAGUUCAGUAACUGGAGGGAGAAGCUGAGCCAGUCUGGCUUCUGCGGCGUCUCCCUCUCCGGCAACGCCGCCGCCCAGGCUACUCUCCUCCUCGGCAUGUUCCCCUCCGACGGCUACACCCUGGUGGAGGAGAACGGCACGCUCAAGCUCGGGUGGAAGGACCUCUGCCUCCUCACUGCCUCCGCCUGGAGGCCCAUAAAUCACACCCUUGUCGGAGCCACGCGGUAGCAAAGCUCAAUUCCUGUUACAAAAAACACCUGAUCCUUUUCGUCGUCUUCAAUUCCUGUGCGCAUGAUGCUUGAUGUGUUGCCUAACGAGCAAAAGUUGGCCAUUGCCGUGGAACGCUUUGGACGAGGUGUGCGUGGCAGCGACGCGGCCUCUGCCUCGACAAGGCCAUUGCUGGCAGCGUAGGGUCCUUUUCCAUCGCACUGCAACUCUGUACCCUCCCUGAGACUUUCGCUCCCUCACUCAACUCAUUUCGAUUGCUUAAUGGUUGAAGGAAUCGAGUAAUCUGUGUAGCAAUGAAUUCUCGAUUUUCUAGAGAUUUGGGAUGCAGCUUUUA